AUGGCUUCUUUCGUUCCAUCGCCGGGUUUGUCGGAGUUGCAGAACCGCCGGACGACGACGGGAACGAUCAUCUUCAGCUACACCUGCGUCGGGCUCACGGGCACCGCGCUCGUCGCCGUCCUCUUCUUCUACUUCUACCAACAUUUCCGCCGACGGGCACCAGUCACCGCCGCCGGGGCAGAAGGCAAUCCGGGAGCAGGAGACCACCAUGUCGGAGUGGACGUCACCAAGCUUCCCGAGUACGCCUACACCCAGUCGUCGAGGCGCCGGAGCAGCGGCGGCGACGGGGCGCAGUGCUCGGUGUGCCUCGGCGCCGUGCAGCCCGGCGAGAUGGUGCGGCGGCUGCCCAUGUGCAAGCACCUCUACCACGUCGAGUGCAUCGACAUGUGGCUGGCGUCGCACGCGACAUGCCCGAUGUGCCGGUCGGACGUCGAGCUGCCGGCGGAUGGUAAAGCGGCGCCGCCGACGGAGCCGCCACAGGAAGUGCCGCCGGUGUAG
Messenger RNA from Setaria italica (foxtail millet), 498 nucleotides. Its product is annotated as RING-H2 finger protein ATL39. NCBI's taxonomy places the organism in Eukaryota, Viridiplantae, Streptophyta, Magnoliopsida, Poales, Poaceae. Bases 1 to 498 code for a protein of 165 amino acids. The transcript has a single exon. The record is from RefSeq and is a predicted model, not a curated record.